Molecule: messenger RNA, 267 nt
Organism: Ostertagia ostertagi
Lineage: Eukaryota; Metazoa; Nematoda; Chromadorea; Rhabditida; Trichostrongylidae
Source: the annotation of a GenBank genome assembly
AUGCGCAGCGAUCUGAAGAAUCGACAAGCGCUAGCAAUUCUUCAUACAAACCUGAUUGAAGAACGAGCAAGUCUGUACGUGGAAAAUUCAACUCGCAUUCUCUUCGAGGCAUUUGAUACACAUUUCAUCAGUGCAGCACUUCUGAAGCCCGGUGGAGAGAACGAGGCGGCAAGUACUCGGAGCGCAAGAAGUUACGGUAACCUCGUACCGUUACGUGGCAUGGACGGAUGUUCUGCAUCGCUUAUGCUCUUCUGGGUGUGCCACUAA